Molecule: messenger RNA, 465 nt
Organism: Fusarium keratoplasticum
Lineage: Eukaryota; Fungi; Ascomycota; Sordariomycetes; Hypocreales; Nectriaceae
Exons: 6
Coding region: 1-465 (154 amino acids)
Biological process (GO): RNA splicing
Cellular component (GO): nucleus; exon-exon junction complex
Source: RefSeq, a predicted model, not a curated record
AUGUCUACCUCAAACGAGCCGUUCUACCUUCGAUAUUAUUCUGGCCACAUGGGCCGCUUCGGUCACGAAUUUCUGGAAUUCGAUUUCCGAGUCGUUGGCGAUGGUCGAAGCGCGGUCGCGAGAUAUGCAAACAACUCCAACUACCGAAAUGAUAGCUUGAUUCGCAAAGAAAUGUGUGUGAGCUCUGUUAUAGUUGACGAAAUCAAGCGCAUUAUCAAGGCCAGCGAAAUCACCAAGGAAGAUGAUUCCAAGUGGCCACAAAAGAAUAAGGACGGGCGACAGGAGUUGGAAAUCCGCAUCGGAAACGACCAUAUCGCGUUUGAGACUGCCAAGAUAGGAUCUCUGGUUGACGUGACAGAAUCUGCCGACCCCGAAGGCCUACGAGUAUUCUACUACCUCGUCCAAGACUUGAAGGCACUCGUCUUCAGCCUAAUUGCCUUGCACUUCAAGAUCAAGCCCAUCUAA